Rotaria sordida is the source of this 3744-nucleotide messenger RNA. The record is from the annotation of a GenBank genome assembly. NCBI's taxonomy places the organism in Eukaryota, Metazoa, Rotifera, Eurotatoria, Philodinida, Philodinidae.
AUGUUGAUUGGCACAAUUGCGGCUCUUGGUAACGGUGCCGCAUUUCCUUUAAUGUUGCUCAUGUUUGGCAAUAUGACCGAUGUAUUCACCGAUCGAUCAUUCGACCUGUGCAAAUUUAACUUUACCGAACUCGAUCAAUUCUGUCCACCGGGCGUUGAACUUACUGCUCAGAAUUUUCUGGAGGAAUACAAAAAGUGUAACUUUUCCGGAAGCAACUUCACUAUACCGGAAAACCAAUUUACAACAAAAAUCCGCGAACAGGCCUUGUGGCUCGUUAUCAUUGGUGGUGCAACCAUGCUUAUUGGCUACUUUCAAGUUGCCUUUUGGUCAAUAGCUUGUGAACGACAAACGCGUCGUCUUCGCGAGAUUCUCUUUCGAUCAAUUCUCAACAAAGAAAUUUCAUAUUUUGAUAUAAACAAAACUGGCGAGCUUAAUACACGACUGACCGAAGAUAUCAACAAAGUUCACGAUGGAAUAGGUGACAAAAUCAGCUCGGCACUUCAAUUUUUUGCUACUUUCAUUGGUGGUAUGGCUCUCGGAUUUAUCAAAGGUUGGAAAUUGACAUUGGUUGUUCUUUCUGUCAGUCCUAUUCUCUUUGGCGGUGCUGUAAUCCUCGUUCAAAUCAUAGCGAAAGCGACUUCGGAGGAACUGAAAUCUUAUGCAAAAGCUGGAGCCGUUGCUGAAGAAGUUUUUAGCAGUAUACGAACAGUUUUUUCAUACAAUGGAGCGAACUAUGAAUCUGAGAGAUACGAACGACAUUUGAGAACGGUCAAAAUGAAUGGCAUUCGUAAGGGAGCCAUCACUGGCGCAUUUUUGGGCUUUCUGUUUCUUAUCAUCUUUUGUGCCUAUGCUCUCGGUUUUUGGUAUGGAGCGAACCUUGUCCGUGAGAAAGGAUAUUCGAUUGGAACCGUUCUCACUGUAUUCUUUUCGAUCAUCACCGCUGUGUUCAGUCUCGGUCAAGCGGUUCCUCAUCUGCAAGCAUUGGCACAAGCUCGUGGUGCAGCCUAUACACUCUGGCUCAUUAUCGAUACUCCAUCAAAAAUUGUAAGCGAUUCUGAAAGUGGAAUCAAAGCCGAUGACUUGAUUGGCGAUGUCCAAUUCACAAAUGUUAACUUUGUCUAUCCGUCUCGACCCGACGUGCCUGUACAUAAUGGACUAUCGUUCAGUGCUCAGCAAGGUGAAACAAUAGCGCUGGUUGGCACAUCUGGUUGCGGCAAGAGCACAUGCAUGCAACUUCUGCAGCGAUUCUAUGAUCCGGUAAGUGGAUCAGUGAUGAUCGGUGGCCAUAGAGUCAACGAAUACCAUCUCGGUUGGCUUCGACAACACAUUGGAGUUGUAUCUCAAGAACCAAUUCUUUUUCAAACAACCAUCGCCGAAAAUAUUCGAUUAGGACGACUGGAAGCAACACAACAAGAAAUUGAAGAUGCUGCUCGUAUAGCCAAUGCUCAUGAUUUCAUAAUGACACUACCUCAGAAAUAUGAUACACUGGUUGGCGAACGAGGUGCUCAAAUGAGUGGAGGUCAAAAACAACGAAUAGCCAUUGCCCGUGCACUUAUUCGAGAUCCUCGAAUUCUUUUAUUGGACGAAGCAACGAGUGCUUUGGACACAGAAAGUGAAUCUAUAGUGCAAGAUGCUCUUAAUCGUGCUUCGAAAGGUCGUACAACGAUUGUGAUCGCACAUCGAUUGUCGACAAUUGUACAUGCGUCGAAAAUUAUCGUUAUCGACAAGGGAACAGUGAUCGAAGAAGGAAACCAUCAAUCGUUAAUGAAUUUGAAAGGCAACUAUUAUGGUCUUGUCGAAUCGCAGAAUUUGCGCACGAAUAUGAGCGAUGAGACAGAACUUGAGGAUGAAAACGAAGAUGAUCUUACGGAUGAUAAAAAAGACAGUCGAACAGCAUCGUUGGGUGAUGAUGUUCGUAAUCCAGCUGAGACAACAUUCGAAGAGAGACAAAAUGGUCAAACAACAGCUCAAGAUGAUAAAAAUGUCAAAGGUUCUGGCCGCUCUCCAUUUUUCACAAUGCUCAAAAUGAAUAAACCAGAAUUGUGCUACAUUAUUUUUGGUUGCAUAGCGUGUAUUUGUAAUGGAGGUGUUCAACCAGCAUUCGGUGUGAUCCUAAGCAAAGUCAUCGCUGUGUUCCAAGAAUGCGAUUUACAUGCUCAAGAAAAACGCGUUAAUUUCUAUGUCAUUAUAUUCGUUGGUCUCGGGGGUCUCAUGUUGAUCACCAUGUUCCUACAGACCUUUUUCUUCACCAUCUCUGGUGAAGCGCUCACACAACGGCUUCGAGCAAAAAUAUUUCGAUUGUUAUUACGACAAGAAAUUGCCUAUUUUGACCAACUAGAAAAUAGUACAGGUGCUCUAUGUACUCGAUUGUCUACGGAAGCAUCGGCUGUACAAGGAGCUACCGGCAUUCGGAUUGGAACUAUGCUACAGAAUUUUUCCAAUCUCGGCGUGGGAAUCAUUUUGGCAUUUUUCUAUGGCUGGGCAUUGACUCUCAUCGUGUUAGCCUUUGUGCCAUUCAUGAUUGCUGCUGGCUUUUUACAAACUUAUCUUCUCACCGGAUUUGCCAAUAAAGAUAAGAAGGCAUUGGAAGAAGCUGGAAAGAUCGCAGUCGAAGCAAUAUCGAAUAUUCGUACUGUUGCUCAGUUGGUUAAAGAACCAUAUUUUGGCGAUGAAUAUUGCAAAUUACUCGAUAUUCCGUUGCGAAAUAGUUUAAGACGCGCACACGUCUUUGCCAUUCUCUUCAGUUUUACAAAUUCGAUCAUGUUCUUUGCACAGGCGGCUCUCUUCACAUUUGGUGGAUGGAUGGUCGAUCGGGGUUCGAUGACUUUCGAAAACGUUAUGCUAGUUCUCAAUUGUCUUCUCUUUGGCGCGAUGGCUGUUGGUCAAACAGCUUCGUUAUCACCCGAUUAUUCGAAAGCUAUUGAUGCAUCAAAACAUAUUUUGGCUCUUUUCGAGCGUACUCCUGAAAUUGAUAAUGGAGCGACUGAUGGCGACACAUUCGAAAAUUUUAAAGGUGAAAUCAAUUUUGUUGAUCUUCAGUUUCGCUACCCAAAUCGACCCGAAGUACCAGUACUCAAACGAUUCAAUUUGAAUAUCAAACCUCAUCAACAAGUGGCGCUUGUUGGUGCAUCCGGAUGUGGUAAGAGCACAACAAUUCAACUCAUCGAACGCUUUUACAAUCCGACAAGUGGUCAAUUGUUGAUCGAUCAUCAUGAUGUUUCAUCGCUUAAUCUUCAAUGGUGGAGAAGUAAAAUUGGUUUUGUCAGUCAAGAGCCUAUUUUAUUCGAUGCAUCGAUUCGUGAAAAUAUUGCCUAUGGUGAUACAUCUCGAUAUGUGACAAUGGCUGAAAUUUGUGAAGCAGCUAAAAAUGCAAAUAUUCAUCGAUUCAUUGAAACCUUACCAGAACAAUAUGAGACAAAUGUGGGAGCUAAAGGAACACAACUUUCCGGUGGUGAAAAACAGCGAAUCGCUAUUGCACGAGCACUUAUUCGAAAUCCGUCCAUUUUGCUUCUUGACGAGGCAACAAGCGCUCUUGACACUGAAAGUGAACGAAUUGUACAGGAUGCACUUGACCGAGCAUCGAAAGGACGGACGACAAUUGUAAUUGCUCAUCGUCUAUCAACAAUUCAAAAUUCCGAUGUAAUUUGUGUACUUCACCGAGGUCGUAUCGUUGAGCAAGGCAUACAUGAUGAUUUAUUAGCAACAAAAGGACUCUAUUAUCGAUUGGCACAAGCCAAGAAAUGA